AUGGUCGACAUGUGCAGGACGCGUCUGCCUCCUGCCGAUGAGCCGGAGAUGCAUGGUAUUCUCACUCAAACCAUGCUCGCCAGUCCGGUCAUCAAAUGGAUUCUACCGGCGCGUCUUCGAAGCAAGGACCACAAUGAUGUUGUCUUUGUUGGAGAAAAGCGCGUUCAUAUCAAGGAAGCCACAGGCCCUGGCUGUCUCGAGGAUGUAGCUGAAAAGACCGAUUUCCCAGGGUCGAUCGGUGCAGCCAAAGUCUUGAAUGUGAGCACGGAGCUUCCAUUGGAGGCACAUAUCCAACCUGGGGCCCCGCAGUAUGGUCCAUCACAGAUCCUUGUACUUGUCGUGGACAUGAAGGAGCUGCAGUUCCUGUAUUGUUCUCCAUCAAGGCCUAACCAGUUCGUCACUUUUCGUCGCCCAUUUCCAUACAACGUGAGCCUUGAAAUGAGAUUUGGCAAGCAUCUUGCCGUUGACCCAAAGUCUCGGGCGGUCGCUGUAUGUGCGACGAAAGACUUCUUCGGGGUAAUGCGCCUCAACUCUCCCGAUGAAGCUCAAGUGCAGAUGGCUAACGAGAAACUGAAUCCUAUCGAAGAGGAAAAAUUCUACAAAACCGAGGGAACGAUCCUGUUUCUAGAAUUCUUGUACCCGAAGACUGCCGACGAUAAAAACAUUAUUCUACUUCUGGUCGUACAACGGGAUGGUGUUUCUCAUGCUAUGACUUAUACGUGGAAAGACAACGAACGUCUCAGUGCUAGCCAGCCAGAGAUAAAUGAUUUCAAACUGAGCAAGCAGCACAGAUUGCCUACUAUGAUCGUCCCGUUGACUAAGAAGUCGUCAUUUUUGGUUGUGACCACUACUUCCAUGGCAGUAUACUCCUCCGAUGGUGGAAAUCGCCCUACAAGAUACCCCCUCCAUGCUCCCAAUCCAGACAUCAGUGCCGCUUCAAUGUGGACUCGUUGGGCGAGACCAGCCCGCAACUGGCUGUACAGUCAAAGCCAUGAUGGAAUUUACCUUUGCCGUGAAGACGGCUGGAUUUAUCUCCUGGAGUUCGGCAAUGAGGGAGAUCUUGAAACCCAAACUUCUCUAGGGCAGAUCCACUGUGACGUCGAUAUGGCAUUUGAUGUACUCGACAUGGGCUCCCAAGGUGGUGAUUUCAUCCUGGCAUCUGGUAGCACUGGCGAUGGCGGACUUUUUGUGCAAGAAGCUCGAGCUGGCCCGAAGUGUGUACAGAGAUUCUUCAAUUGGGCUCCAGUCCGCGAUGCCACCAUGGUCUGCCCAGUGACCCGAAUAACACCCCAGGGAGGCAUUGCUAGCAAUCGCCUUUUUGCUUGUUCUGUUUCCACAGCAGAUGGUGGCGCGAUCCAUGAGUAUCGAUGGGGUAUGGAGGCUCAACAGAGCUUCAACGUGCCCAUCGAUGAAUUAUCAAGUAUCAGAGACAUGUGGACCAUGCCCGAAAUAGUGAACGGGGGUGUUUACAUCCUGCUUUCUGACCCUAUUUCGACUCUGCUUCUAUACCUGAACCUGGAUCUGGAUGAACCAAUCAGCGCCCUGGAUGAGGAACAGACAGGACUGGAUAGCAAACAAACCUUGGCCGCGGGAUGUACACCUGAUGGUUUACUGAUUCAAGUCACCGAGGAAGCCACCCAUAUUUUCGCUUUCCACGACGUUUCUUUGAAUACAUACGUGCCGCAUAAAGAACAUGUGGCUAUCCUUGCAGUAGCUGUUGACGGUCUAAAGUCAACAGUGAUCACGGCUAUGCGGCAUGAAGACCAGAACCAUAUCUAUAUGAGUCACAUAGUUGCCACUGGUGAUCAGGUCCGUUUAGUUGUUAGUGAGUCUGUCAAGAUUGCCAAAGAACCCAUUUGCAUUUCUCUCCAAACCUUUGGAGAUUUGGAUUUUAUCUUCUUGGGUAACUCCAAUGGAACGAUUGAUGUUUUCUACAUUGAGAACAAUAGUAUCAGCUUCCUGUUUGAGAAAGCUAUCGUCAUUGAGAAUAAUGUCGACUGGUCGACAGUCAUCGAAAGUUUCGCGACCAUUCGGAUCACUUCACCAAAUGGCUCCUUGCGAGCCUUUCUACUUUGUGGAUUGCGAAGUGGGAUGCUUAUCUCAUUUGAAGUGGAUUUCAAUGCUGACAACUUUAUCGGGCUACAACAAAAGGAGGCAAGUCGUAUCGGAACGACAUCCGUUCGACUCAAAGGGAAAGGCACAUUCGUCCUCUUAACAUGCGGAGAUGAGCUAUGGCAUGUAUCGUACAAUUCGGACUGCAUUCCAUCUGACUAUAUUAUUCGACGAGUCUGGAUCACAGACCAGAGCAACCCUGCAUAUCUCCCCAUUUCUGUCCAUGGCUUCGAUCUUAUCGGAACCCAGAAUUCAGAGCCAGAAGCUUCCCUGGGAAAUUUAUUUUGCUUCGCAGACCAUCAGCUCCUCCUAUGUUCUCUGAAUCGAGAAAUUAAGAUGGUUCCGCGACGCAUCGGUUUACCCGGAAAACCACAAAAAAUGGCAUAUUCAACCAUUCUCCAGAGUUUAAUUGUGUCCUACAAUAUUCACAGUAUAGAGGACCCUGAAGACCCUCUCACUAAGACGGCCAGAUCUUUCAUCGAAUUUGUGGAUCCGGAUUCACAGGAACCCGUUGUCCACAGGCCGCGUGAAGACAGUUCAGAUCAGCUGUGGAGACCCGAGUCUGCUCGUGGAGAGACAGUCACUUGCAUCUUGGAUUGGACUUUUGAGAGAGAUGGAAAAACCUAUUACAUGGUUGCCAUUGGCACAUCCCUCCCGGGUUUGUCUGACCCUGAAUCUCACCAGGGCAGACUAAUCCUACUCGCCCCUCGACAAGAUCCACCCGGUUCACGCAACAUCAAGUGCUCGACUCAGUUUACUCGAGUUGUGCAAGGACAGAUUAAUGCACUGGCAGCCUACGAAGAUAGUCUCAUCAUUGGCGCGGGCAACUGCCUGAUCCCUAUGUCGUCUAAGGCAGCAACUACAACGUGGCAACGAACCGCUCCAAAACAACUUCCUUCCACAGUAGUUUCCAUUUCCAUCCAUGGGAAUUUCAUACUUGCAUUGACUGCACGACACUCGUGGAUGGUGUAUGAAAUCGAUUAUCAUUCUGAUGGGAGCGCUGCACUGGUUCCCCGCUCCUGGGAUCACAUCGAACGCGAUGGAUUGACUCAUAUGGUCUCGCAGGGCGAUAAACCCCUCAUAUACAUGAGCCACCGUGGUGGCCGUGUUUGUGCUACCAUGCUAAACGAUAUUGAUCACCCAAGCACCGUCUCAGAGGCUCAUCUCUCCGAAUCAGUAUUACGUUUUGUUCCCGGAAACAAGACCGACGGCAGCUUGUACGGAUUCACAGUCCUUGGCUCUAUCUAUCGUUUUAUUCUGCCUGAUACCAAGGAGCUGAAACUGCUGAGAUUCCUGCAGAACAUCUGCUACAAGGAUCGGACCCUUUGCCCGUUUAGCUCUAAGCACCAGCGACAUAAGAAACCACACGAUUUGACUGGCCCUCAUAUUGAUGGGGAUAUUCUUACUCGUCUGGCAGAACAUGGUCCAGAGUUUCUUGAGAGGUUGAUCACAUCCCUAGAAUCUCCCCCAGGAUCACCUUCAGCAGAGGAGUUGUUCAACCAGCUUGCCAUCCAAGCUGUAGAGCAUCUGGGGUCCAAUCCUACCGAAGAGUUAUUUAACCAACUCGCACUCCAAGUUGUGGGGAAGCUAUCGACAGAAGCAGUGAUUGCCUGGCUGCGAAAAAUGCUUGAUAUAUCCAUUUGA
Molecule: messenger RNA, 3756 nt
Organism: Penicillium odoratum
Lineage: Eukaryota; Fungi; Ascomycota; Eurotiomycetes; Eurotiales; Aspergillaceae
Gene: thtA
Product: protein thtA
Exons: 5
Coding region: 1-3756 (1251 amino acids)
Biological process (GO): mRNA splicing, via spliceosome
Cellular component (GO): U2 snRNP; nucleus
Molecular function (GO): U2 snRNA binding; protein binding
Source: RefSeq, a predicted model, not a curated record